Diospyros lotus (date-plum) is the source of this 3046-nucleotide messenger RNA. RefSeq lists its product as uncharacterized. The record is from RefSeq and is a predicted model, not a curated record. Lineage: Eukaryota; Viridiplantae; Streptophyta; Magnoliopsida; Ericales; Ebenaceae. The coding region runs from base 915 to 2636 and encodes 573 amino acids. The transcript is spliced from 10 exons.
AAUGCCAGAGGGAUGAACACUAGAAGAGGGACUGCCCUAGAUAUCUUUAGAGCUUGAGAGUCAAGCGAAUAAAGUGUUAAGCCUUCAAUACUUAUUCCGUAUUUGUUUUUAAUAAGUAUUUGUUAUUGAGAUGAUCAAUGUAAUUGAUCAGUAUCUUAUUUUUUGGAUUUGAGAUUUGUGUGCUGCAUCACACAUUUGUGUUUGCACAUGAAAUAGUCGUUGAGAAGCGAGGAGUUCUCCAGACAGUCGGUAAUGGAGUAAAAGUUAAUCCAUUAAGUGUUGGAUUUACUUAUGUACUUUUGGUAUGUAAUGGAUUUUAAGAAACCUUUUGAAUGUUCUUAAUGCCAUUAGCAAUGAAGUGUUCAUUCGGCGGGGUUUUCGGUAUGUAAUGGAUUUUAAGAAACCUUCUGAAUGUUCUUAAUGCCAUUAGCAAUGAAGUGUUCAUUCGGCGGGGGGAGGGGGAUAGAAAGCGUUCGACCUCGCUUUCAUUUCUCACGAGCUUGAUUUGCCUGAAAUCCGGCAGAGUCAAGGUGGAGCCUCCAUGAAUCCUUUUCUCUUUUCUCUUGCAGUAAUCUUUUCAGUGACUCAGCCCUAGCCCUGUCGGCGUUGCAUUUGCUUCAAUUGAAUAUUUCCGAAACUGAACAUGUGAAGAGAGAUAGCUCGCUAUAGGUGAAGAAAUUGCUAUUUGUUAACCUCGAAAAGGUGGAAUUACAAACAUUCAGACCUUCUUAGACGUGCUUUUUCGGAGACGUACAGGUAAUUUUGGCCCUCUUCGAUUGUUAUGGGAGUUUUGGAUGCUUUAUCACCAUAUCUCUGGAGAUAUAACCUGUUUCAAGAGAAUCAAUUGAAGUUCCGGGUUUAGAUUGAAUAUUUUCUGGCGUUAUGUAGUUGUGACCACAAAGGUUUCUUCUAAGAUGGAGGAUAUUGGGCUGUUCAAGCAAGGGUGGAAAUGGUCGAAAUCAAGGAGGUAUUGUUAUCCAGUGGCAAGAACUGCAGUUCUCUGUUUCCCGGACAAAAUGGUCAAAUUUAUGGAGCGUCACUGGCUGAUUAUGUGCAAUGGGUGUGAACGAUUGGGCAGAAUCUUGCUCUUGUUAUUGAUUUUCUGGCGGGACUGUGUUGUUCGGGGAGUGCGAUCGCUGGUUCGGCUGGGCCCAACCGCUUUGCUCAUUAUUAUGUGGAGUUGCUUUCUUAGUUUGACAUCCAUGUCUUGCCUCAUCUGUUUACUUAUGAGUAUGGGUGCUGCUGGGUCUGCUGUUUGGUACUUGGGUUAUACACCUGGAUUUUUUAUUGUAGGGCUAUUUUCCAUUCUGAUUUUAUGGAUGUAUGCUAACUUCUGGAUAACUGGUACAUUGCUUAUAGUAGGAGGUUAUUUGUUUUCUUUAAAUCAUGCACGUCUGGUAGUCUUAAUGGUGACUGUAUAUGCUAUAUGCUGUGUCAAAAUUCGAGUUGGAUGGCUUGGAGUGCUUCUUUCAAUAAACCUUUCAUUCCUUUCUCAUGAUGUAUUGAAUUAUCUGAUCCGACGGUGUGACAAUUUGAGUGAUAGCACGCACUUUGAGGAGCAAAAGGGAUCAGAAGCAUUUAUAGAAGAUGACUUAUCCGUGGAGUGUGAAUAUUCUGUUCCUAUUGGUGAAGCUGAAAAGUCAGAGUUUAUAGAAGAUGACUUAUCUGUGGAGUGUGAAUAUUCUGUUCCUAUUGGUGAAGCUGAAAAGUCAUCCUGUAAAUCAUCUAGGGAAACUGCUGCUACUUCAUCUUUUGUAAAUGUGCAAAAAGACUCCUAUGCUAAACAGAUGGUCAAAGAAGAUACAAGUUCAAUCAGUGAAAUGGAGCGGAUUUUAAGUAGCAUGGAUCACUAUGAAGCACUGGGUUUCCCCUGCCGCAAGACAAUUGAUGUUGUAUUGCUGAAAAAGGAAUAUCGGAGAAAAGCCAUGCUUGUGCAUCCUGAUAAAAAUAUGGGAAUUCCACUAGCAAGUGAAUCUUUUAAGAAACUUCAAUGUGCAUAUGAGGUCCUUUCAGAUUCUUUGAAGAAGAGAGACUAUGAUGAGCAACUAAGAAAGGAAGAAUCCAUGAGUGUAUCUGAGAAGAAUGCUUCAUGCGAGGAUGGCCAAGAUUACUGCUUUGAGGAGUCAAGGCAUAUACAAUGCACAAAGUGCUGCGGUUUCCACAUCUGGCUUUGCACCACUAGGACUAAGGCCAAGGCAAGAUGGUGUCAGGAUUGCUGUCAACAUCACCAAGCAAACAAUGGAGAUGGAUGGGUUGAAUAUAAAGGCUCACUGGUACUUGGUCAGCCUCAAAAGAUGGGAAUACCACGUGCUUUUGUUUGUGCUGGAAGCAAGAUAUUCGAUGUAUCAGAAUGGGCUAUCUGCCAGGGAAUGGCUUGUAGGCCGAAUACUCAUCGGCCUAGUUUCCACGUAAACGUGGUUGGGCUGGAGAAAACAACUCAAAGAUCGAACUCAUGCGGAGAUCCCUUGGAUCUGGAUGCUGAAAUGACGGAUGAAGAGGAAGAGUUUGAACUGUGGCUGCAGCAAGCUCUCGCCUCGGGCCUCUUUUGCGGAACAUCCAAACGCAGAAGAAGCUGGAGUCCGUUCAAGUUGCAUCGAAAGAAAGGGAAGAAACAAUGGCGACGAUCAUCUCAAUGAGUGCAGCAGGGAAGAUUCUAUGGGCGCGGAUCGAUCUCAUUCCCCCAGAUUCUUCCUCAAGAAGUUGAGUAGAAAUCAUUUUGAAGUUGCCAUCUGGUGGCUGGUCCGUUCUUUCUUCAUGCCUGUAAUUGUAAAUGGCAUCAGAAUUUAUUUUGUUGUCGCAUAUCUUCUAUUGCAUUGCAGACGAAUAAUGUGGAUGUCUGCUCCUUAAUAGGGUUUAGGCCUUUAGGGUUCACACACAUGAGCAAGUGUGUAUAUUAUGAACUCCCCUCCCUGCCUUCUAGUUUGCGCUUGUGCUUGGUAGUAAAUAGAAAUUGAGGGAAGAGAGCAGUUGUUUGGGACGUAGUGUUUGGGUAUGGACAAAGGCUCAUUUUCUGGGAGAAGAAUGAUUACCAUUGCUGGCCGUUUAU